Molecule: messenger RNA, 691 nt
Organism: Gopherus flavomarginatus (Mexican gopher tortoise)
Lineage: Eukaryota; Metazoa; Chordata; Testudines; Testudinidae
Product: zinc finger and SCAN domain-containing protein 29-like
Exons: 2
Coding region: 35-685 (216 amino acids)
Source: RefSeq, a predicted model, not a curated record
GGAGUGCAAUCAAUCAUUCAAUCAAUCAGCGACCAUGCCUCCACGCCCCAAACGAGCCCCAGCAUGGAACACUUCCGAGCUGCAGGACCUCAUCAGUGUUUGGGGUGAGGAAGCUGUGCAAUCACAGCUGCGCUCCAGCCGGAGAAAUUAUGAUACCUAUGGGCAGAUAUCAAAGUCCUUGCUGCUAAGGGGCCAUGAAUGGGACGCGUUGCAGUGCAGGGUAAAAGUAAAGGAGCUGCGCAGUGCCUAUUGCAAAGCCUGUGAGGGAAACCGCCGCUCAGGAGCUGCCCCCACGACCUGCCAUUUUUACAAGGAGCUGGAUGCCAUACUUGGGUGUGACCCCACUGCCAAUCCGAGGAGCACGAUGGAGAGUUCAGAGCAGGGAGAAGCGGGGGAGGGUGUAGACGAAGCGGAGAGUGAGGCUACUGGGAUGGAGGGAGACACCCUGGAGUCCCAGGAGGCAUGCAGCCAGGAGCUCUUCUCAAGCCAGGAGGAGGCUAGCCAGUCGCAGCAGCUGGAACUUGUUGGUGAAGAGGAAGCAGAGGAGCGUGUUCCCGAAACCUCAGCCCUCUGGCAGUUCCCCUUCCCAGGUGAAGUCGCGGCAGAAACACUCACCCCAUUGCUAGACAUGCCUAUGCCUUCGCUGCCGUGGCCUCUCUGUGCUAUGUUAGGUAUGUGGGAAUGAUGCUAC